Messenger RNA from Etheostoma cragini (Arkansas darter), 1368 nucleotides. Its product is annotated as transcription factor Adf-1-like. The record is from RefSeq and is a predicted model, not a curated record. Gene Ontology annotation, biological process: regulation of transcription by RNA polymerase II. Gene Ontology annotation, molecular function: DNA binding. Gene Ontology annotation, cellular component: transcription regulator complex; nucleus. NCBI's taxonomy places the organism in Eukaryota, Metazoa, Chordata, Actinopteri, Perciformes, Percidae. The coding region runs from base 91 to 762 and encodes 223 amino acids. The transcript is spliced from 2 exons.
UGCCAGCUUGAACCUGGCGAGGGGAACGAACCUUAAUCGUUGUCUGCCGACGAAAGGACUUCGCGAUGAAGUAAAUAAACAAAAAAUAAAAUGAAUACUGUUGAGAAGAAGCUAGCGGACUUGAUACGUGAACACCCGAAUUUAUAUGACCAAUCCCGGCGGGACUACAAAGACAAUCUGAAGGGGCAUUUGUCGUGGAGGGAUAUUGCAGACGACAUGGGAAAGUCGGAGGAGGAGGUGAAAUUGAAAUGGAAAAAUCUACGCGACAAGUUCUGUAAGGCGAAGAAGCGAAUGGCCAAGAGGAGCUUCCCUCUGCUGACAAGCGACGAGAACCUGGUGGAGAGGCCCGUCCCGGUGCUGUACCACCAGCUAGCCUGGCUCAGCGCUUAUGUCAAACCUAGAGUAGAAAGUGGCAAGGGAGAGACCGACGAGGUAGCUGUAAGUGGCGAGGACGUGGAGAAAGAGCAAAAUAAAGACGAGAAGGAGCAACAAUGUACCAUGCCUGUUGUUAGUACUAGCUUUUCUCUUGUGGAGUCCUGUCCAAACAAUCAUCAGGAGAUGGGAGUGUCUCUUAAACGUAAAAGGCAAACCACUACAGAAACUGAGAUAAGCUCUGCAGAUGCCCUGACCAACCUCAGAGAUGAAGAUGAACUUUUCCUGCUCAGCCUUCUGCCUUCAUUAAAGAGGCUUACCAUUAAAAAAAGAAUGGAGGUACGGAUGAAAUUCCAGCAAGUGCUUUAUGCUGCAGAGUUUGAGGACUAAAUGACUCCUAAAAGGCAAUACAAAUUGUAUGACCAGUGAUUUUGGAAUAAUUAUGAUUCUUCAUUCAACCUAUAAAUAUAUUUUUUUAAAUUAUAACUUUAAUAUUUAUUUUUGGAUCACCACUGCUAUUAUAAAUAUCAAUAUUUAGAUGUCUAUAAUUCAGUGUUGUGAGAUUUGUCUAUGUAACAGUAUAACCCGACCGAUAUUAAGGCUGAAACCGAUACAAAUAUUUGGUUAUUUAAAAAUUCAAUAUUCAGAUAUAUCGGCCAAUAUAUAAAAAAAAAAAAAUUAUCCAGUCAUUAUAAAUGCCGAUAUUGUUAGUUGGGAAAUGUCUAAUAUCGGCCCGCCGAUAAAUCGGUCAGCCCAUUUUGUCCACACCCAUUCAUGUCAUUUGGCCUUGCGCUAGGAAAUGGUGUGCAUGUGUUAACUUGGUAACUCAGAGUGAUAAAAAAUCUGAAAAUUAGUUUCAACCCAUUGCUGAUAAACUUUUCUUUUGAAAAUAUCCGCAGACAGAACACACAAAUGCUACAAUUACACAAUAUUAUUACCACUUACACAGAUAAAACCUGUUAAACAGUACCAGCUCACUUCACUAAUAUAUAUAUA